AGUAAAAGUUAUCAGGGAACGGUAUGUAGCUCAGAAGAAGCAUUUAAUAGGCUGGUACUUGCUGAAACAGAAAGGAACAAUAUUCAGGACCCACUGAUACUAGUUUGUGUUGCAGUAACGAAUGGAAACAGUGAACAAGCAUUUCCAAAAGUAAUUCUUCUUGGAACAUCGAGAUAUAGAGUAUUGCUUGUAUGGAAUAACUAAGCUGAAGUACAGCAAGUCAAGUCAAAUGUGAAGCAGUGCAGGUGUUGGAGAUAUGACCUGAACAAAGCAAAGCUGAGAUUCCCUGAGGUGGCUGCAUAUUGUCCAGACAUGUAUGCACAGUUAUCCUAGAAAAAAGGAAGUGCCUGCAGAGAAGUAUCAUUAGAAGACCAAGACUCUGGAAAUUAUUGAAAAAACUCUUCUGGGCACAGGCACAUACCUCAUUGAUCAUUGCAAAAGAAUUCAGAUUGAAGCCUAAAGGGGAGGAGUGAGGUUCAGCAUCAAAAUAUUGUUUAUUAUUGAUCACACUUUCAACGUGCAAUAUACUUUGCAAUCCAUCUCACUUAUCCUUGCAAUGACCCUGUGAACUUGGUCACUAUUAUUCCCAAUUUUACAGAUGGGGAAAGGAGACUGAGAGACAGUGACUUACCAAGAACACCCAAAAUUCUGACAGAGAAGUAGGCAUUUCUGCCUGAGUUGAAUCUCUGUAUUGUGAAGAGGGUAGAAGUGAUCACCAUAUCAUAAAAGUAUCUCCUGAAUAUCUAUUAUCCCCAACCCUCAACUAUUUUAAUAUGGUCCUUCAUCGAGCAAAUGUAAGCUACCCAUGAAUAGAUAUGGUGGAAAAAUUGUUGGAGAAAAUAGUUUUGAAAGCUAAAUGUAUUCUGUGGUAAUAAUGCUAUGUUUAUUCUCAGUAAGUUGGCAGUCAUUGGUAAGAUCCACUGAUUUAAAGAAGUGAGGUUCCUGGAGCUAUGACUCCUAUAAUUAUGAUGGCAGUAUUCACCCAAAGGCACCAUCUCUUUUUAGUUGGCUUCUUAAGCUUCUGUGUAGAUAGUUUCGCACAAGGUCAAAAGAAUAACACACUCAUUUUCACCAAAGAAAACACCAUUCGUAAUUGCACAUGUCCUAAUGAUAUCAGUAAAAAUGACUGUGAUUACAGUCUGGCAAAUCUGAUCUGCAAUUGUAAGACCGUUUUGCCCUACACAAUAGACAAAACCUACUAUGAUAAUCUGACAAUUUGGUUUACAGAAACAUUCAUGUUAGGAAUGCUCUUAAACUUUACAGCUGUGGAUGACCUGAAGCUCUCGCUCUGUGGCACUAUACCUCUGUCAACAAAAUAUCUGACUAUCUGGGGAGUGCGACAGUUACAAAUAAGAAGUGAGAUCAAUGGGCAGUUACAAGAGCAAAGUUUAACAAUCUACAGCAGCCGUGACAGUGGAAAACAGGGCAAAUUAAAGAUGCCAUGCAAAGAAAGGGACAUGAUUACCCACAUUGCUGUUUUAGACACAUCUCUUUUCAAUGGCUAUGGCCCACUGAAAUCAUAUAGUGUGGAGAAUGUUUCCAACAUUACAGACCACUUUCCACAUUUGCCAUAUUUGGACACAUUUUUCACCAUGAACAACAAAAGCUGCAUUGUAACAUUCAUUUACUGACAUAGUAUGCUUGGCCCUUUCUUCUGUGCAGUCAUGGGACAUCAUCAGAAAUACCAUGUUUUAGAAGCAAAGCUAUCAUUCUUUUAUUAAUAUAAAGAAGCUGAAUUAUCAUUAGUUCUAUUUUCCUUUUUCAGUAAACUUUAA
Messenger RNA from Elgaria multicarinata webbii, 1775 nucleotides. RefSeq names its product exosomal polycystin 1 interacting protein (gene EPCIP). The coding region runs from base 951 to 1631 and encodes 226 amino acids. The record is from RefSeq and is a predicted model, not a curated record. NCBI's taxonomy places the organism in Eukaryota, Metazoa, Chordata, Lepidosauria, Squamata, Anguidae. The transcript has 2 exons.